AUGAAGCACGGCAAACCACCGGUCUCCAAGGUUAAAUUGCACGGCACCACAUUAUACGAAGACUCCCACAUCGACAGAGAGGAAUAUAUCAGACUGGUCAUUCAAAGCUUGCGAGAUGUCGGAUAUAUUGAAUCAGCCGCGACGUUAGAAGCAGAGUCAGGUUACGUUAUGGAGACUCCAGAGGUCGCAGAAUUCAGACAAUGCAUCUUGGAAGGAGCAUGGACCGCAGCAGAAGAUGCUCUUACACAGUUAUGUGGACCUCAGGAUGAUGGACUAUGGGAAGCCAAGUUCUUGAUUAGCCGACAAAAAUAUAUGGAGUAUCUUGAGCUUGGCAGCAUACCACAAGCACUGUAUGUCCUCCGGAACGAACUAGCGCCCUUGCACAUUGACCCAGAACAGCUGCAACCAUUAGCCAGCCUAGUGAUGUGCACGGAUGCAGCAGAUCUCAAACAACGAGCCGAUUGGGACGGUGCCCAUGGCUCAUCACGACGAAGACUUCUCAGUAACCUACAACAAUAUAUUCCUUCUUCACUCAUGAUUCCUCCACGCCGUUUUUCCACCCUCCUUGACCAAGCGCGUCUAUAUCAACGCUCAGAAUGCAUUUAUCACAAUGCCCCUGUUACUUCACGCAAUUUUUCGCUAUAUAGUGACCAUCAAUGUGAUAGAGAUAUGUUUCCUCGACACACGACGGCGAUUUUGGAAGUGCACAAAGACGAGGUUUGGAGCCUGGAGUGGAGUCAUGAUGGCAGGUGGCUAGCGAGUGCUGGCAAGGAUCGUACUGUCAUCAUUUGGUCCGUAGGGAGUGAACCAGAGCCAUCAAUACGACGAUACUCGCCAGAAUUUAUCUUGCGUGAUCACCCAUUUCAAGUUGGUUGCAUUGCAUGGUCAUUAGAUGACUCGAUAUUACUUUCUGCGUCGGAGCAGCUUAUAAAGAUGUGGAAUACCAAGACUGGGUUGUGCAUUCGAACUCUCGAAGCUCACACAGAAACGGUGUCAGCAUUGGCCUGGGUACCUGACGGAUCAGGCUUCAUAUCUGGUUCUCAGGACCGUAAGAUCAUCCUGUGGGGCGCGGACGGAAAGCAGCGUGAUUCCUGGGGAAUCACGGCCGUCCGGAUAGUCGAUCUUGCAGUGACUCCCGAUUUCACACGCCUAGUUGUCGUGGGCGAAUGUGCGACAGGAAUUCCCGCUAAUCAUUCGACGCCGCCUGGAAGAGGUGAGACGGCCCCUCCUCCGACUCCAGCUGGCAGGAGUGGUGGGGUGCCUACGAGCGCGAAUGGUGCGCGAAACGCUGACAAUCGCAUGAUUGUGUAUGACUUGACCACGAAACAACAAGAAUUGUCUAUCGCUUUUGAAGACCAACUCACAAGCGUGAAGAUAUCUGACGACUCACAGUACGCUCUCAUCAACCACGCGCCAGAUGAGCUCCAAUUAUGGGACAUCUCGACCGGCCGAAUGACACGUAAAUAUACCGGGCAGCGCCAAGGGAAGUUUAUCAUACGAAGUUGCUUCGGCGGCGUCGAUGGUAAUUUUGUGGUCAGCGGAAGUGAAGAUGGUAACGUGUAUGUCUGGCAUCGGGAUCGUGGUAUCCUCCUCGAAGUAUUGUCCGGCCACGGAGCUGGCAGCGUGAACUCCGUUGCAUGGAAUCCAAGGAAUAAGCGAAUGCUCGCUUCCUGUUCAGACGACUUCACUAUUCGGAUAUGGGAGGCGCUUCCAGCAGAUACAUUCGACCAGACCGUGUCAUUCCAAGUGGAUACCAGAACGGGACAGGAACAGGAACAAGAGUCAAGUGGGAAAGGGAAGGGUAAGAGAAGAGAGCCCUGGGAUGAAGAAUAGCUCGCGCCAAUAUAUUCGGGUGCAUUUGGUCUGACAUGGAUUGACUGAAAGUACUUAGCCUUGUUCUAAAUUCACUUCCACGCACUCGCAUUCGUUUUCCACUCAUCGCUCUUUUCGUUUUGCAUGCAUACUUACGGUACACAUUUACACCCAACCCUUGCUUUCUCACACAUUGAAUCGUCAUAUUUGCAUGUAGAUGGCAUCACUAUAGCAAUUCUGAAUGAUGACCAGCGUAAUCACUC
This is a messenger RNA of Heterobasidion irregulare TC 32-1, 2075 nucleotides long. RefSeq lists its product as uncharacterized. The transcript is spliced from 11 exons. The record is from RefSeq and is a predicted model, not a curated record. The coding region runs from base 1 to 1833 and encodes 610 amino acids. Gene Ontology annotation, molecular function: protein binding. Gene Ontology annotation, cellular component: GID complex. Gene Ontology annotation, biological process: proteasome-mediated ubiquitin-dependent protein catabolic process. Lineage: Eukaryota; Fungi; Basidiomycota; Agaricomycetes; Russulales; Bondarzewiaceae.